Mollisia scopiformis is the source of this 1239-nucleotide messenger RNA. Its product is annotated as amidohydrolase. Bases 189 to 1223 code for a protein of 344 amino acids. The transcript has 3 exons. Lineage: Eukaryota; Fungi; Ascomycota; Leotiomycetes; Helotiales; Mollisiaceae. The record is from RefSeq and is a predicted model, not a curated record. Gene Ontology annotation, cellular component: cytosol; cytoplasm. Gene Ontology annotation, biological process: secondary metabolic process. Gene Ontology annotation, molecular function: hydrolase activity; carboxy-lyase activity.
GAUCACUUGAAAUCUUUGUAUUGUUAGGAUUAGAAAUGCGAGGUUGGGGUUGACGGAUUAGGACUCAUAGCCGAUGGAUUUAAAACGCGAAGGAACUGCCAUAUUUUACAUGUUCCUUUCAAAGAUCUCAUAUCUCGAUCUCUUGAGCAAUACUCAGGUUUUUGCCCAGUAUAAUUACCUAGUCAAACAUGUCUUCAAUUAACUUCAAAUCAUUAGAACGAAUCGAUGUUCAUUGCCAUGCCAUCACUCCCAAGUAUCGCGAGUAUCUCAUCCAGACCGGCCAUGAAAAUCCAGACGGGAUGCCUUCAAUUCCUGAAUGGACACCAGAACAACAUAUUUCCCUGAUGAAAGAAACCAACAUCACAACCUCAAUCCUAAGCAUCAGCACGCCAGGGACCUACCUCCAACCAUUUAAUUCGUCCCUCACAAAAGAAAUAACCCGCACCACCAACAUCGAGCUAUCCGAAAUCUGCGCCGCGCAUCCUUCUCACUUCCGCUUCUUUGCCUCCUUGCCUUUGCCAUCUGUCCCAGACUCCAUAGCCGAAAUCGAUUAUGCCUUCGACACACUCGGCGCCAUUGGGUUCUGUGUACUCUCGAACGCCAACGGCGUGUACAUGGGAGAUCCAGCACUCGAUCCCAUUUUCGACAAAUUGAACGAACGUAAAGCUAUCUUGCACAUGCAUCCCACGUCCUGCAAAAUUCUAUCUCAUGCCCACUCCCACACAACCGCUUCAGACUCGGAACCAGAAAUGCAAAUGACGGUCGUCAAUCCACUGCGAAUUCCAUCCGGGCUGCUGGAAUACAUGUUUGACGAAACCAGGGCAGUAGUUAACCUCCUGCUUUCUGGGACCAUAACUCGUUGUCCUGAGGCCAAGUUCAUCAUGUCGCACGCAGGAUGCGUGUUACCUUAUAUUCUUGAGCGUGUAGCUGUAGCCAUGCAAACUUUCUUCGGUGGUGGGGUCGAUUCUUAUGAGAUGAGAAGACUGCUCAGAGAGAGGUUUUAUUUUGAUCUUGCGGGGCUGCCGUGGCCGGAUAUGAUUCAUGCUUUGUUGAGGAUUGUAGGACCUGACAGGUUGCUUUAUGGAAGUGACUAUUGCUGGACGCCAACGGGUUUGGUCAAGACGUUGAUUGAGAAGAUGGAUGAAGGUGCGGCUGAUAUUUGGGAUGAGGAUACUAUCAAGGAGGUUUAUGCGGGGAAUGCGAAGAAGUUGUUUGGACUGUAGCGGUAGGAGUGUUAUG